Molecule: messenger RNA, 6060 nt
Organism: Frieseomelitta varia
Lineage: Eukaryota; Metazoa; Arthropoda; Insecta; Hymenoptera; Apidae
Gene: sno
Product: protein strawberry notch
Exons: 18
Coding region: 457-4467 (1336 amino acids)
Biological process (GO): regulation of DNA-templated transcription
Cellular component (GO): nucleus
Molecular function (GO): chromatin DNA binding; histone binding
Source: RefSeq, a predicted model, not a curated record
UAGCCUGCAAGCGGCGGCCAUAGCCGUGAGCGCGUGUGUUUUUGUAUUUGCAUCUCGCGGUGGGCCGGGCGAAUGCCAAGAUGGCGGCAGCCGUGUCUGUCGAACGCGCUUUAAUCGUACGCUCGGCCUAGGCCGCGCGAAUGUCACUGCAACCACAGCCGUACGGUAAACUCUAAACGUCGUUCGUCUCGCAGCUCGAGCAAUCCACUGGCCGAGAAGUUGUCACUGAGUGAUGCAGCGUGUCUGACGAGGCACUGGCCAGAGGUUGCUCCCCGCAGCAAGGGGAAAAAAAAAAAAGAAGUUGCCGUGUUCCGUGCGUCCUGUCACUCCAGUUAGCAUCUACCGACCGCGUACGGCGAGGACGAUCGCUCGCCCGUUGAGGGCUCCUGUCCAGAGACGCACUCCGUUCACCUUGGCUCUCCGAUAAUCUAGAAGGUUACGAAAGGAUCUGCUGACAUGUCAAACAAAAGGGAUAAGGAUGCAAUAAACGAGGAUAGUAGCAGCGAUGAAGAUGAAGAUCCCGACAACAUGGGUGUACCUGGUGGUGGAAAAGACCUUGCCACUGCCACAGGGAUUGCAAAUAUUAAGGAUGAAAAGCCUGCAGAUGCUCCAUCUAAUGCUAUGGCUAAAGGGCAGGGAGGUUUAAACAUGAUGAACCAGAAGAUUGGAAACAAAAUUCCUGGUGGAUUAGUGACUAAAACAGCGGCACCAGGUUAUGAAAUGGUACGUGUAGGAGGAUCACAGGGUACGCCACCUGGUUUUGUUAAUGCAAACCAUUUAGGACAAUUAGGCCAGUUGGCUGCUGCCGGUGGACCAUAUUUUCCACCAGGUUUGGCAACUCUUGCAGGUUUUAAUCCUGCGGCCUUCUUUCCACCAAGUAUGGAUAUGAGCUUAAUGAGCGGUUUUAUGGGCAUGCCAGGAAUGAACAUGGGAGUCAAUCCACUAGUUCAGUUGUUAAACCAAAAUGGUUUAAAUCCAAACUGGCCAGCUGGUCUAUCAGGCAAAGCUGUGUCUCAAUUAUGGAUGAAUGCUGGAGAUCCUGCGAAGAUGAACAUGCAACCAAAUAUACCAGAAGAGGAAGAAGUGGAUGACGAUGAUAUGGGUGUCGCGGAAACGUACGCCGAUUACAUGCCAACCAAACUUAAGCUUGGUCGAAAACACCCGGAUCCUGUCGUGGAAACUGCAUCGUUGUCUAGCGUCGAGCCAACGGAUGUUUGGUACAAGGUUUCGAUACCAGAAGAAACGAUACGAACUGGAGCUUUGUCUGCGUUGCAACUUGAGUCAAUAACGUACGCAUCUCAGCAACACGAACACCUCUUGCCGGACGGUACACGCGCUGGUUUCCUUAUCGGUGAUGGUGCAGGAGUCGGCAAAGGACGAACCAUAGCCGGAAUUAUAUUCGAGAAUUAUUUGAAGGGAAGAAAACGCGCUAUCUGGGUCUCCGUAUCCAAUGAUCUCAAGUAUGACGCAGAGCGCGAUUUGAACGAUAUUGGCGCGUCGAAAAUUGAGGUUCAUGCGUUGAAUAAAUUCAAGUACGCGAAGAUCUCGUCGGCGCAGAACGGCAACGUGAAGAAAGGAGUGAUAUUCAGUACGUAUUCGGCUCUAAUCGGAGAAUCCUCGCAGAGUGGUGGAAAAUACAAGAGUCGGUUGAAGCAGCUUUUGCAGUGGUGCGGCGAAGAUUUCGAUGGACUGAUUAUAUUCGACGAGUGUCAUCGGGCGAAGAAUUUGUGCCCUACAGGAAGCUCAAAGCCCACCAAAACUGGUUUGACAGUAUUGGAGUUACAGAACAAGCUUCCCAAAGCUAGAGUCGUUUACGCUAGUGCCACGGGUGCGUCUGAGCCACGUAAUAUGGCGUAUAUGGUCCGAUUAGGCAUGUGGGGCGAAGGAACGCCGUUCCCCGAAUUCAACGAUUUCAUCACCGCCGUGGAGAAGCGGGGAGUCGGCGCAAUGGAGAUCGUAGCGAUGGACAUGAAGCUACGAGGCAUGUACAUUGCGCGACAGCUGAGCUUUCACGGCGUAGCUUUCAAAAUAGAGGAAGUACCGUUAUCCAAAGACUUCACCGAGAUCUACGAUUGUUCCGUACAACUUUGGGUCGAGGCAAUGCAAAGAUUUCAAGAGGCGGCGGAGUUGUUGGACGCUGAGAAUCGUAUGAAGAAAACCAUGUGGGGGCAAUUCUGGUCGUCUCAUCAGCGUUUCUUCAAGUACCUUUGUAUCGCGGCCAAGGUGAAACACGCCGUGGCAGUCGCGCGGGAGGCCGUGAAGUGCGGGAAAUGCGUGGUCAUCGGUCUACAAUCUACCGGCGAGGCACGCACGUUAGAACAGUUGGAACGCGACGACGGUGAAUUGAGCGAUUUCGUUUCCACUGCGAAAGGAGUGCUUCAGACGUUGGUCGAGAAGCACUUUCCAGCGUCGGAUCGCAAUCACAUACACCGGGUUCUCGGCAUCGAACCGUCGAAGAUGCAGAGACUGGAGGAUCUCGACGACGUCGACGGUGCCGGUGGUUCUGCGAGUGGAAGCAAGAGGAAACCGAUACGACAGGCUGCUCAACGAGCCUCGAAGAGAGUUCGUACGUUUCCGUCUGAUGACGAUUUCACCGACGACGAGAGAAACGGUGGUGGGCAUAGCUCCGGCUCGGAAUACAAACAGAGCGGUAGCGAGAGCGAGGAUGACCACAGGACCGAUGAAGAGAGUAACAUCACCUCUGAUUCUUCCUACAAUUACAGCGAAUCAGACUCUGAUUCGGGCGACGGGAGGCGAAGGAAAAAGGGCGCUAAGAAGCAAAAGAAACCAGUGAAAAAACGAACUGGACCUACGGGCGCUGGAGCAACGCGCAAUCGUGCGCCAUCGAGAGACGCCAUAGAGCGUGCUUACACCAUGAAGAAGGAGUUGCUAUCACAAAUCGAGGAUUUAGGGGACCGAUUGCCACCGAAUACUUUGGAUCAACUGAUCGACGAGUUUGGCGGGCCGGAAAAUGUGGCUGAGAUGACCGGUAGAAAAGGGCGUGUAGUUCAGACCGAAGAUGGUACUAUUCAGUAUGAAUCCAGGUCUGAGGUGGACGUUCCAUUAGAAACGCUUAAUUUGACCGAAAAACAGAGGUUUAUGGAUGGUGAGAAAACGGUGGCCAUUAUCUCGGAAGCAGCCAGCAGUGGUAUAUCACUGCAGAGCGAUAGACGAGCGAGGAACCAGAUGCGAAGAGUGCACAUCACUUUGGAAUUACCGUGGAGCGCGGACAGAGCGAUACAGCAGUUCGGACGGACGCAUCGUUCCAAUCAAGUGAAUGCCCCGGAGUAUAUAUUUCUCAUCUCAGAUUUGGCUGGCGAACGACGAUUCGCGUCCAUCGUUGCGAAACGUUUGGAGAGUCUUGGAGCCCUGACGCACGGUGAUCGAAGGGCCACAGAAACCAGGGAUUUCUCCCAGUUCAAUAUCGACAACAAAUACGGACGUGCAGCGCUCGAGGCGACAAUGAGAACUAUAAUGAAGUACGAACCACCGCUGGUACCACCGCCGCAGGACUAUCACGGAGACUUCUUCAAAGAUGUGGCUGACGCAUUGGUUGGCGUUGGUUUGAUUUGCAACAGCGAGAGCACGCCCGGCUUGCUCACGUUGGACAAAGACUACAACAACAUGUCGAAGUUCUUGAAUCGUAUUCUUGGUAUGCCGGUCGAUCUACAAAAUCGGCUGUUCAAAUACUUCACCGACACCCUGACGGCGAUUGUCACGCAAGCGAAGAAAACCGGCCGUUUCGACAUGGGUAUCCUCGAUCUUGGCACGUCUGGAGAGAACGUGAAGAGGGUUAGGCUGUAUCGUUUCCUGCGAAAGCAUGCCACCGGAAAGGCGCCGACCGAGCUUCACGUUGUCCACGUUGAACGUGGAAUGAAUUGGGCAGAGGCAAUGGACAAGUGCUCCGAAUUAACGGGGUCGAAAGAGGGAUUCUACUUGAGCCAUCAAAUCCGCAAUGGGAAACAAACCGCGAUCCUUGCUGUUGCGGUAGAUACCGGGAAGAAGAAAUCCGAGAGUAAAAAGGAUCAGCUAUAUAUGGUUUACAGACCCAAUACAGGUUUACAAUUGAGACAAGAGUCUCUGGGUGAAUUGGAGAAAAAGUAUAAGAAGGUGUCUUCGGACGAAGCGGAGCCACACUGGUCUCAACAAUACGAAGCGUCUGUAGAUACGUGUUCGCACGCUUACUGGCGCGGCAAUUGUAAAAACGCGACUCUUGGUAUGGAUUGCGAAGUUGGGCUCCGAAGGCGUUCCUACAACGUAUUGUCAGGUUCGGUACUGAGCGUUUGGAGCCGAGUCGAAAGCAUUCUUGCAACUCGUUCUGCACACAACUCCAAGAUGCAAGUCGUACGUUUGCGAACUGAUGAAGGUUUAAAAAUAGUCGGUACUCUUAUUCCAAAAUCCUGUAUGGAGAUAUUACGUCAAGAAUUGUCAUCAGAUGCCGAGAAUACCGAAGAACUUACAUUUUGAACAAUUCGUUAAUUCGCUUUUAUAGGACCAAAAGAAGCGAUUGAUGUGAAUAUAGCGUGGAUAAAUCCCUCUUCUUAAGUCUUACGACGAAAUUCAGUAAAGAAGAGGGUGCACUUGCGAAUAUAUGGCAAAGGCGUAAAUUAAUUAAGUCAGUUGAUAAGGAUGUACCAGGUAGAUAACGAAAGUUGGAAUUUAUGAACUCCCCCCUGGUUUGGUAACGACGAGAGUGAAACGAACGUGUGACAUGAACAAUUUCCAACCUGCGAAUUGCACGAGAGUCGAACUUAUCUUUUCGUUAGGUUUUCGACAGGUUGUUUACGUCAGAUGUUCUGACCAGGUAUACUUUUCUCGCCUGUUGCAUCUCGAAGGAUUAUUAACUAGCUAGAGUAUUUCUUUUUCUUCUUUCUAAUUUUAGUCGUAGACUGCGCUCGCGUUUAACCGGGCGUUUAGUGGAAACGAAUAUCUUUUUCUACUUUCCAUUUGUCUUCUUUUCACGCUGGAUAAAAGAAAAAAAUUAAAUAUAUAUAUAUGUAUCUCAAAUCCAUAAUAGUUACACACGAAGUACAUUUGCUAUUAUAACUCCUUUUAUGCCAGACAUAUUACAUUGUUUUGUAAAAUACGUCGGUGCACAUAGAGCGAUGAUUUCUUUUCUUCUUUCCUGCGACUGCGUUGCGUUGUAGAUGAGUUUUAACCGAUAUAAGGGAUAGCUUUACGUUUGCGUCUAUUACGAAAACAAAGCAAAAAAUGAAAAACAAAAAAAAAAAAGAAAAAGAAACCGAUAUCGAGUUUUUAUGUGGAGGCGUAAGAUUAUAAACUAUAUAACGAUGCGUAUGACUUAAGAAGCCGUAUCUUAUGCUAAUCAUAUCUCAAAGAACAAAUUGGUGAGGAUCGAUCGUUAGUUAAAAUCCUAGUUAGGCGAAGGUUUUCUUACUUGCAUAUAUAUCGCGACUGAUUAAUGGAAAAACUACACUAUUGGAAAAGUAAGGAAAACCUGACAGAAAUGAUAUACAAGUAGCGUUAGAGGUAAAUACACGUAUAAGAGUGACAGUGCAACAAAUAGUCGAUUCUCGCUGGAAUAUACACAGAUGUAUACGCAACUGUUCCAAUUCUUUUGUUUGAUCGUUAAACUGAUCGGAUAGUUAAUUAAUGACCAUUACUACUGCUAUCAUUAACCCUAUCGCCGGAAGUAGACAUUCCCAAUGCUGCGUCUCGCUCUGAGAGUAGUUUCCUUCAAGAUAAAAAUGAUAAUUGAAAUCAAGCGACUUCAGUCUUCAACUUUUAAUUAUUUAUCGAAAGUUAAGUCGAAACAACAGUGUAAUUGUUGCUAGCACAAUAUUAUAUAAUGCAAAUUAUAUAAUAUUCAUUUCGUGCAUUCGUCUGGCCGCGAAAGGGUUAAUAUUAUUACAUUAUGCUACUAUUAUUAGUAUUAGUACUCCAAUUGCAGAACAAUUAUUACUAUUACAAGGGAAUCGGGAGACGAGGUAGAGUAAACGGGAGUUCGACUUUGUAAAUUUUUGCGUUGAAAACUAACGUUCGUUAACUUGUGAAACGAGUGCCAAGGUAGUGUGUGAUUCUCGUUCGUUACUGCAAAAA